CCUUUUGGUGUUUGGUGUCCAUGUUUGAGAGACCAAAGUACUUAGCUGGCUAUUUCAAUGAUUCACUUGGCAAGAUACAAAGGCAUGCAUCAGUUUUUGAAAGACUAAUGCAACAGAGACGUCCCAAGCUAUACAAACACCUGGAGGUGCAAGGUGUGUCACCACUCAUGUACUUGACCCCCUCUGCCACAAAUCGACACGCCUUUAAGCAGUUCAAUACUCCUACACCUCUCAGACGCUCUCAGGUUAAACCCAUCUGUCGACAUUCCCCGUCAACUUUUGAAUCAUCUCCAAAGCCAGUGAUGUCACCUGACCUCUUGAUGUCCCCGGAUGUGGAAAUGACUUCUUUAGAAUUUAAGGAGAAGAGACUGGACUUUACGUAGCGAUUUAUGGGCUUGGUGUUACGUGGAGUUGCUCUAGAGAAUUCAAGAUUGGGAGUGGAUCAUUACAAGUUUGUUGAUUAUGAGUACAAGGAGUGAUUAUAUGGCACGUAAGAUGAACUAAUUAAAGAGCUGCUUAAGUUUAA
Messenger RNA from Stylophora pistillata, 526 nucleotides. RefSeq lists its product as uncharacterized. Gene Ontology annotation, biological process: regulation of GTPase activity. The record is from RefSeq and is a predicted model, not a curated record. Lineage: Eukaryota; Metazoa; Cnidaria; Anthozoa; Scleractinia; Pocilloporidae. Gene Ontology annotation, molecular function: GTPase activator activity; small GTPase binding.